Messenger RNA from Ziziphus jujuba (common jujube), 785 nucleotides. RefSeq lists its product as uncharacterized. Bases 157 to 558 code for a protein of 133 amino acids. The record is from RefSeq and is a predicted model, not a curated record. NCBI's taxonomy places the organism in Eukaryota, Viridiplantae, Streptophyta, Magnoliopsida, Rosales, Rhamnaceae. Gene Ontology annotation, molecular function: calcium ion binding. The transcript has a single exon.
AUGCAUAUUUAAGACCAAAACCAAGUAACCUACUUCAACAAACCACAUCCAUAUACACUUCAAUCACAAAUUUCAGAAUCCUCAAUUCAAAUCCUUCUUUAUUGUAGUCUCUUUUUAGUCCUAGCUAGCAAUACCAUUACCCCAAAAAAAAGAAAAAUGAGUGUGGAAGUGUUAGAUGCUGCCACCAUCCUCAACUUUGUGCAAGACAAGGAAGCAUUCCAUGUUUUGGUAUGCGACCGUUUUGCUCACCUUGACACCAACCAUGAUGGCCUCCUUUCAUAUGCCGAGAUGUUGAAAGAGCUGCAGUGUUUGAGAGUGUUCGAGACGCAUUUUGGAAUCGAUGUUAAACCCGAGCCAAGCGAACUGGCUCGAGUUUAUGAAUCGCUGUUUGAUCAGUUUGAUCAUGACUCAAAUGGGACGAUUGAUCUGGAGGAGUUCGAGGCUGAAACAGAGAGAAUGUUGGUUGCUGUGGCUACCGGGUUGGGAUUCUUGCCUGUUCAAAUGGUGUUGGAAGAGGACAGCUUCCUUAAGAAAGCAGUUGAUCGAGAACAUGACUAAAGUGGCUGCUUGAAAGUCUUAUGCAAUUUUGUAUUUUAUGUUUUUGGGUGUUUGUUUUUGUUUGUUUAAUUUUAUAUCAUGAUGUACUAAUUAGUGAAAUUGGAAUUGUCUUGUUAUCUGGGUAAUAUAUUUAUUGUGAUGUAAUUUUUAUUAAACCAAGAAAACAAUUAUGCCAAAAAUUAAUGUUAUAAGCUGACGUUCUAUAUAUAUGUAUACAAGAAUUUCAA